AUGGGCAGCGCAAGGACCUCGGCCCUCCUCUGUGGUGUGCUGGCAGCCACCUUGGUCGGCGCCACCCUCAGCCCUCCUGCAGUUCUCAUCCUCGGCCCAGAAGUCAUCAGAGAAAAGACGACACAGGCACUGAAGGACCAUGAUGCUGUCCGCAUCCUCCAGGAGCUGCCUCUGCUCAGCGCCAUGAGGGAGGAGCCGGCUGGCGGCAUCCCCAUACUAGGCAGCCUGGUGAACUCCAUCCUGGACCAUGUUAUCUGGCUGAAGGUCACCUCAGCCAACAUCCUCCAGCUGCAGGUGGAACCCUCUGCUGACAACCAGGAGCUAACAGUCAAGAUCCCACUGGACAUGGUUGCUGGCUUCAACACGCCCCUGUUCAAGAGCAUUGUGGAGAUGCGCCUGGAGGUGGAGGCCCAGGCCACCAUCCGAGUGAAGACCAGCAGCAGAGGUCACACCCAGCUCACCCUCAGCAGCUGCUCCGACAGCCGCAAGAACCUGCGCAUCAGCCUGCUGCAGAAGCUCUCCUUCCUGGCCAACCCCAUAGCCAACAAUGUCAUGAAACUCCUGGUGCCAACCCUGCCCAAACUGGUGAAAAGCCAGCUGUGUCCUGUGAUUGAGGAGGCCUUUGCGGACCUGCAUGAGGACCUCCUACACCUGGUGAGGGAGCCCAUUUCCUUCGGCAAUGACCACCUGGAGUUUGACCUCCUGUCUCUUGCCAUCAAGGGUAAUGUCAUCCAGCUCAACCUGGGGGCCAAGCUGUUGAACUCACAGGGAAAUGUGACCAAGUGGUUCAGUAAGUCUGCAGCUUCCCUGACACUGCCCGCCCUGGACAGUGCCCCUUUCAGCCUCACCGUGAGGCAGGAUGUGGUGAACGCUGCAAUAGCUGCCUUGCUGCCUCCAGAAGAACUCAUGGUCCUACUGAACUACGUGCUUCCUGAGCUGGCCCACCGGCUGAAGUCUAGCAUCAAGGUGAUCAGUGAAAAGGCUGCGGCUCAGCUGGGACCCACACAGAUUGUGAAGAUCCUAAUCCAGGAGGCCCCAGAGCUCCUUCUGGACCAGGGCAGUGCCAAGGUGGCCCAACUGAUUGUGCUGGAAGUAUUCGCCACCAACGAAGUCCGCCGCCCCUUCUUCACCCUGGGCAUUGAAGCCAGCUCAGAAGCUCAGUUUUAUACCAAAGGGAACCGACUUAUGCUCAGCUUAAGUGAAAUCAGCUCUAAUCGGAUCCACCUGAUGAACUCAGACAUUGACUUAUUCAAUCCUGAACUUCUGAAAGACGUCAUCACCGAUAUCCUCAGCUCUGCCCUGCUGCCCUAUGAGAAUGGCAAAUUAAGACACGGGAUCCUACUGUCAAUGGCGAAGGCCUUGGGAUUUGAGGAAGCUUCAUGGUCUCUGACCAAGGAUGCCCUUGUGUUCACCCCGGCCUCCUUGUAGAACUGGACCCCUCUCCUCUCUUCCAGUGAAGACUCGAACAGCGCUCAUCCAGGCAAACUGGCUCCCAGUGGGA
Molossus molossus (Pallas's mastiff bat) is the source of this 1501-nucleotide messenger RNA. It is a transcript of the gene BPIFB1, whose product is annotated as BPI fold containing family B member 1. NCBI's taxonomy places the organism in Eukaryota, Metazoa, Chordata, Mammalia, Chiroptera, Molossidae. The record is from RefSeq and is a predicted model, not a curated record. The transcript has 15 exons. Gene Ontology annotation, molecular function: lipid binding. The coding region runs from base 1 to 1428 and encodes 475 amino acids.